Molecule: messenger RNA, 3995 nt
Organism: Camelus dromedarius (Arabian camel)
Lineage: Eukaryota; Metazoa; Chordata; Mammalia; Artiodactyla; Camelidae
Gene: GTF3C3
Product: general transcription factor IIIC subunit 3
Exons: 18
Coding region: 76-2730 (884 amino acids)
Biological process (GO): transcription by RNA polymerase III
Cellular component (GO): transcription factor TFIIIC complex
Molecular function (GO): protein binding
Source: RefSeq, a predicted model, not a curated record
GAGGGGUAGAGUCUGGGAGGCGGUGCUCUUCCGUUUGUCCCCGUUCCUGAAACUGCGUAUCAGAACCCCGCAGACAUGUCGGGGUUCAGCCCAGAGCUCAUCGACUAUCUGGAAGGGAAGAUCUCUUUUGAGGAGUUCGAAAGGCGGAGAGAAGAGAGAAAAACGCGUGAGAAGAAAAAUCUUCAGGAAAAAGGAAAGGCAUCAGCUGAAGAAAAUCCAAAUGACUCUGAAGUCCCAUCAUCAUCAGGAAUUGACUCUACUAAAUCUCAGGACAAAGAUGUCCAGGAAGGAGAGACGUCAGAUGGAGUCAGUAAGUCAGUUCACAAGGUCUUUGCUUCCAUGCUUGGAGAGAAUGAAGACGAUGAGGAGGAAGAAGAAGAAGAGGAAGAGGAAGAGGAGGAAACACCUGAGCAACCCACUGCAGGCGACGUGUUUGUACUGGAGAUGGUUCUCAAUCGUGAGACCAAGAAAAUGAUGAAAGAGAAAAGGCCUCGGAGUAAACUUCCCAGAGCUCUGAGAGGUCUCAUGGGUGAAGCCAACAUCCGCUUCGCGCGAGGAGAACGUGAAGAGGCGAUACUGAUGUGCAUGGAAAUCAUAAGACAAGCUCCUUUGGCUUAUGAGCCAUUCUCUACUCUUGCUAUGAUAUAUGAGGACCAAGGUGACAUGGAGAAAUCACUGCAGUUUGAGUUGAUUGCUGCACAUUUAAAUCCCAGUGACACUGAAGAAUGGGUUAGAUUGGCAGAAAUGUCCCUGGAACAAGACAAUAUUAAGCAGGCUAUAUUUUGCUAUACAAAAGCACUUAAAUAUGAACCUACUAAUGUCCGUUAUUUGUGGGAACGAUCAAGCCUUUAUGAGCAGAUGGGAGAUCACAAGAUGGCAAUGGAUGGUUAUAGGCGUAUUUUAAACUUUUUGUCUCCAUCUGAUGGAGAACGAUUUAUGCAGUUGGCUAGAGAUAUGGCAAAGAGUUACUAUGAAGCCAAUGAUGUUACUUCAGCCGUUAAUAUAAUUGAAGAAGCGUUCUCAAAGCACCAGGGCCUAGUCUCUAUGGAAGAUGUUAACAUAGCAGCUGAACUGUACAUUUCUAACAAACAAUAUGACAAAGCUUUGGAGGUAAUUACAGAUUUUUCUGGAAUUGUGCUGGAAAAAAAAACUACAGAAGAAGGCACUUCAAAAGAGAAUAAAGCUGGUGAGAAUGUUACCUGCACUAUACCUGAUGGUGUGCCAAUAGACAUCACGGUGAAGCUGAUGGUCUGCCUAGUACAUCUCAACAUCCUCGAACCACUUAAUCCUCUCUUGACAACGCUCGUGGAGCAGAAUCCUGAAGACAUGGGAGACCUGUAUCUAGAUGUUGCUGAAGCUUUCCUGGAUGUUGGUGAAUAUAACUCUGCGCUUCCCCUCCUUAGCGCACUCGUCUGCUCUGAAAGAUACAACCUUGCAGUGGUUUGGCUUCGACACGCAGAGUGCUUAAAGGCCUUAGGCUACAUGGAGCGUGCCGCGGAAAGCUACGGCAAGGUGGUUGACCUGGCCCCUCUUCAUUUGGAUGCAAGGAUUUCGCUUUCCACCCUCCAGCAGCAGCUGGGCCGCCCUGAGAGAGCUCUGGAAGCCCUGGAACCAAUGUAUGAUCCAGAUACUUUAGCACAAGACGCAAACGCAGCACAGCAGGAACUGAAGUUGCUGCUUCAUCGUUCUACUCUGUUGUUUUCACAAGGCAAGAUGUAUGGUUAUGUGGAUACCUUACUUACCAUGUUAGCCAUGCUUUUGAAGGUAGCAAUGAAUAGAGCCCAAGUCUGUUUGAUAUCCAGUUCCAAAUCUGGAGAGAGGCAUCUCUACCUUAUUAAAGUGUCGAGAGACAAAAUAUCAGACAGCAGUGACCAGGAGACAGCAAAUUGUGAUGCAAAAGCAAUAUUUGCUGUACUCACGAGUGUCUUGACAAAAGAUGACUGGUGGAACCUUCUGUUGAAGGCCAUAUACUCCUUAUGUGACCUAUCCCGAUUUCAAGAGGCUGAGUUACUUGUCGAUUCUUCAUUGGAAUAUUAUUCAUUUUAUGAUGACAGGCAAAAACGCAAAGAGCUAGAAUACUUUGGUCUCUCUGCUGCAAUUCUGGACAAAAAUUUCAGAAAGGCAUACAACUAUAUCAGGAUAAUGGUAAUGGAACAUGUCAAUAAACCCCAGCUCUGGAACAUUUUCAAUCAAGUUACCAUGCACUCCCAAGAUGUACGGCAUCAUCGCUUUUGUCUCCGUUUAAUGCUGAAAAACCCAGAUAAUCAUGCCCUGUGCGUCUUAAAUGGACACAAUGCAUUUGUAUCUGGUAGUUUUAAGCAUGCCCUUGGACAGUAUGUGCAAGCCUUUCGCACUCAUCCCCAUGAACCUCUCUAUAGCCUCUGUAUAGGCCUAACCUUUAUUCAUAUGGCAUCUCAGAAGUAUGUAUUAAAGAGACAUGCUCUUAUUGUGCAGGGCUUUUCCUUUCUUAAUCGAUACCUCAGUCUACGUGGGCCUUGCCAGGAAUCAUUCUAUAAUUUGGGCCGUGGCCUUCACCAGCUGGGGUUGAUUCAUCUUGCAAUUCACUAUUAUCAGAAGGCCCUGGAGCUCCCUCCACUUGUGGCAGAGGGUAUAGAAGCUGACCAGUUAGACUUACGAAGAGAUAUUGCCUACAACUUGUCUCUCAUCUAUCAGAGCAGCGGGAAUGUUGGGAUGGCUCAAAAGCUUUUAUAUACUUACUGUUCUAUAUAAAGCCCUCUGCUGGGAAAGGAGCCUUGGGCAGCUGUGUGCAUGGACCAGUAUUUUCUGUCUCAGGACUUACUAUUAAUCCAAAAUGGAAAUGAUAAUUUCAGAAUUACCCAUUUCAUUUUUAAUAUGUGAUAAUGAUCUUUUGGUAGAUAAACAAAACUAUAAUUUCUACAAGAAUUUUUACAUUGUUCUGUCAUUUUCCUUUACCAUUUUUUGGUAAGUUGUCCCUCAAACUGAAGUGGAUGAUAUUAGCCAUUGAGCCAGCAUGAAGUUGAAUACACUAAUUUUUUCUCACAUCGUUUAUUCAUCUGGGUAUUUAAUACUAUAUAUCAGACACCUGCUAUGUUCCAGGUACUGUGAUAGAUGUUUGGAAUACAGUAGUAAGAUAGAAGUUACCUCCCAGUGCAAUUCUUCAGAUACAGACCUGGAGCAUAUAUUUAUUUGAAAGAAAUGUUGAUACAUUUCUAUGUACACCAUUGUUGUCAGUCAUCCAUUUCUUAGUGCCCUGUCACCUGGGCAGUUUUUCACAUACAAAGAAAAGAAGGUUGCUUAGUAAAGGAAAGACAGAUUGGGACUCUUUCUGAUGUCAACACAAUUAUAUAACUUAAUUACCUCCUUUAAAAUUAUUUUAAGUGGUUAUGUGGUGGGGAGACAGGUAAUUGAGUUAAUCUUUUACUUUUUACCUACAUGUAUCUUAGCUAUAGACUGAGACCUGAGACGCUGGGCUUAAUUCCAAACACCCUGCUCUGAGGCAAAUGAAAAAAAAUGCACCAUCAGUGUUUGGCUUUCUGACAAAAAAAUAGAGAAGAGCACUCUGUGCAGUAACAUGCCCUGACUGGAAGACUGGGGAAUUGUAUGUGUGGAGGGAAGUGUUGCCGACAGAGUGAAAAAGGAUAAAAACCCUUUACUUACGUCAGAUAUUAUGUAUUCUUGAAUAUAAGGUAACAGUACGUGUUAGAUACACUGUUGGUUUAAUAAGAGCUUUUUAGAGUUUCUUUUUAACAAAUGCUAUAAUAAAUGUGCAUGUAGAUUAUAAGACCCAGUCCAACCGUGGGAGGAAAACAAAUAUGAGACUUUGGAUCAAAGAAGUACAGUGGGGCUUUGUAGGAAUUCUGACCACUAUUUACACUUAAUCCAUAACUUUGUAGUUGAGAAGCAGAAUGUGUUCGUAGUAAGUAAGUAAAUGUAUCAUGUACUCUGUAUGUAUGUGUGUGUAUAUAUGUGCUUAUAUAGAAUUUAAAUAAAUUUUAUUUUUAUAAUUAAAUCAA